AUGUGUGGAAUUUGUUGUGUGCUGAGCCUGUCCGUGUCCCCAGUGCUGCCAGACCGAGUGAGGAAAACCUUAACCAACCGCGGCCCCGACCACAGCCAGGAUGUCACGAAAUCUGUGAUUUGUCCGGAUUUUCGUUGCCUCUUCUCAGCCCAUGUUCUCCAUAUGAAGGGCAGGCUGACUGCACAGCCUCUUCAAGACACUGUAGGUAACCUGCUGCUUUGGAAUGGUGAGGUCUUUGGCGGCCUUGCGGUUGGACCUGAGGAAAACGACACCGAGGUUAUGCUUCAGCAUCUGUCAGCCCAGACAGAUUCUGCUGGCAUAUGUGGCGUCCUUUCUCGGGUCCGGGGGCCUUGGGCUGUGCUGUACUACGAGGCGGCGAACCGUUGCAUUUGGUUUGGCAGGGAUUAUUUUGGCCGAAGAAGUCUGCUGUGGCACCUGGACCCGGCGGAGGUGGUGUUGACUCUCACCUCUGUGGCGUCGUGCCCUGCAUCUGUCUCUGAACCAUCCCAGUGGCACGAAGUACCCGCAGCUGGAAUCUUCAGGCUUGACCUGGAAGAUUGUGCUCAUCACAAGGAGCUGAUCAUAGAAGUUUUCCCUUGGGUCGAAGCUGCUGGCUGUCCCUCUGUCCAUAAUCCUGACUACGCGUGGGAAGACCUGCCACCGUACGCCAGCGUAGUGCCAAAUGCUUCAGGUGUCUCCCUCCGAGCUCCCAUAUGUGCUAUGAACACGAGCACAGCAGCACCACAGAACUGUGAAAAUGCCCCCAGCCCUCAGCUUCCUAUGGAGGCUUUGGCGGAGCUGUUACUACAUAGUGAGCGUGUGGGAAAGGUGAACCAACUCAUUGAGGUGCUGAGUGAAGCUGUGCGCAGGAGAGUGCAAAGCUUACCCUGUAGAAGCAGCAGCACCAGCAGCAGCCCCUCUCUGGAACAAUCAUGCACCAAUGACCAGACUGACAUAGCCAUACUUUUCUCUGGCGGAAUUGACUCGAUGAUUCUGGCCGUCCUUGCCGACCGCCAUGUGCCUGCAGACAAGCCCAUUGACCUCCUCAACGUGGCCUUCAAGCUUCAAGAAGCAAAAAUGCAGCCACAGUCUAGUAAUAGCAAUAAAAAGAAGGGCAAAAAGGCCCAAAAUAAACAGGGCCCCACCACAGAUGAGCCAUGUAAUCAAAGAGAUAUGAAUUCGACUGGCCGAUUUGACGUGCCCGACAGAAUCACAGGCCGCGACGGCUUGCUGGAGCUGCGGCGUCUCAGCCCAGAGCGCAGGUGGAACUUUCUAGAGAUCAACGUCACACCAGAGGAGCUCCAGAGCGCAAGGCAGGAGCGCAUCAGCCACUUGGUGCAUCCCUUGGACACCGUCCUGGACGACAGCAUCGGCUGUGCCGUGUGGUUCGCCUCCAGAGGGGUCGGCGCCAUGGCAACAGCAGACGGCUGCCCAGAACAGAAGCCACACACUUCAACCGCGAAGGUAGUGCUGACGGGCAUCGGUGCAGACGAGCAGCUGGCGGGCUACUCCAGGCACAGGGUGCGGUUCAAGAGCGACGGCCUCCCGGGCCUAGUCAGGGAGCUGGCCAUGGAGCUGGGCAGGAUCUCAUCACGCAACCUUGGCAGAGACGACCGCGUCAUCGGGGACCAUGGGAAGGAAGCCAGGUUUCCAUACUUGGACGAGGAUGUGGUGAGUUUCCUGAACCAGCUGCCAGUGUGGGAGAAGGCGGACCUGUCUCUGCCGCGGGGCCUGGGAGAGAAGCUGCUGCUGAGGCUGGCCGCCAGACAGCUGGGCCUGGCCGCCUCCGCCGUCCUGCCCAAGAGGGCCAUGCAGUUCGGCUCCAGGAUCGCCAAGAUGGAGAACAGCCGCGAGAAGGCAUCGGAUAAGUGCAAGAGACUCAUCACAGAAUGAAUGGGUGUGUGGGUGG
Molecule: messenger RNA, 1909 nt
Organism: Engraulis encrasicolus (European anchovy)
Lineage: Eukaryota; Metazoa; Chordata; Actinopteri; Clupeiformes; Engraulidae
Gene: asnsd1
Product: asparagine synthetase domain containing 1
Exons: 3
Coding region: 1-1893 (630 amino acids)
Molecular function (GO): asparagine synthase (glutamine-hydrolyzing) activity
Source: RefSeq, a predicted model, not a curated record